AAUAGCGACGGCUGCUGAGGAGAAAAGGGGGAAACCGGAGUGCGUGUAAAUUAACGUAUUCAAAUCAGACGAGAGGGACGGAAGAAAGAAGUGAAGCUCACAUCCGAUCUAAUGGAGGAAGAGAAGAGCGAACAGAUGAAACCUCUCCUCACUACAGGUAACGAUGAUGAAGCUGUAGUGGACUUGGGGAAGACGAGCUCCACCACCCACACUAACUUUGAGAAGGAGGAGCUUGAAAGUCACAGAGCCGUGUAUGUCGGCGUCCACGUCCCUUUGGGGCGUCAAAGCAGGAGACGGCAUCGACAUCGAGGACACAGACACCGCAAACGGAGAGACCGAGGCUCUGAGCGGGAGGAUGGACGAGAGUCCCCCACAUGCGACACUCCCUCUCAGCGUGUUCAGUUUAUUCUGGGUACAGAGGAUGAUGAUGAAGAGCACAUUCCCCAUGACCUGUUCACUGAGCUGGACGAGCUGCACUUUCUCGAUGGAGAGAUGUACGAGUGGAAGGAGAUGGCAAGGUGGCUGAAGUUUGAGGAGGACGUAGAGGAUGGAGGUGAGAGAUGGAGUAAGCCGUAUGUAGCCACUCUCUCGCUCCACAGCCUGUUUGAGCUCCGCAGCUGCAUCAUGAACGGGACGGUGCUGCUGGACAUGAGAGCUAACACCAUCGAGGAGAUCGCAGACAUGUUCAUCGACAGCAUGGUGGCUUCGGAGCAGCUGGACGAGUCUCUGAAGGAGAAGGUUCGAGAGGCCAUGCUGAAGCGUCACCAUCAUCAGAGCGAAAAGAAGUUGAGCAACCGCAUCCCGCUUGUGCGCUCUUUCGCUGAUAUAGGCAAGAAACACUCGGACCCACACUUACUCGACCGGAACGGUCUCAUGGCGUCUCCACACUCGGCUCCAGGGAACCUGGAGAACAGUAAACCCAGUGAGAGUCGGAUAAACGGGGGGAGCAGAGAGAACAGCACGGUGGACUUCAGUAAGCCACGACAACAGGACCGUUGCAUCUGUUUUCACUGUCGUUGUGGAAGUGAGAGACCCAGCGUGGAUAUGAACUUCAUGAAGAAGAUUCCUCCUGGUGCCGAGGCGUCUAACGUAUUGGUUGGUGAAGUUGACUUUCUAGAUAGACCCAUCAUCGCCUUCAUCCGUCUCUCACCUGCUGUUCUCCUCACUGGCCUCACUGAGGUCCCAGUCCCCACAAGGUUCCUGUUUUUGUUGCUCGGGCCAUUUGGUAAAGGUUCUCAGUACCACGAGAUUGGCCGCUCCAUUGCUACACUGAUGACUGAUGAGAUUUUUCAUGACGUUGCAUAUAAGGCUAAAGACAGAAAUGACCUGCUGUCCGGAAUCGAUGAGUUUCUGGAUCAGGUGACUGUUCUCCCCCCGGGUGAGUGGGACCCCACCAUCCGCAUAGAACCACCUAAAAAUGUCCCGUCUCAGGAGAAAAGGAAGAUCCCGGUGCCAAAUGGCUCUGCUCCCCUGUCUGAGGUCAUCAAAGAGGAGGAGCCUCACACAGGACCAGAACUGAAGAGGACAGGACGUAUAUUUGGUGGUCUGGUGUUGGAUGUGAAGAGGAAAGCUCCGUUUUAUUGGAGCGAUCUCCGUGAUGCGUUCAGUCUGCAGUGUUUGGCGUCGGUCCUGUUCCUAUACUGCGCCUGCAUGUCUCCCGUCAUCACAUUCGGUGGCCUGCUGGGUGAAAUUACCAAGAACAACAUUAGUGCGAUUGAGUCCUUAUUUGGAGCGUCUCUGACCGGAGUGGCAUACUCUCUCUUUGCUGGUCAGCCUCUCACGAUCCUGGGCAGCACCGGCCCGGUUCUGGUGUUUGAGAAAAUCCUCUUUAAGUUCUGCAGUGAUUACGGCCUGUCCUACCUCCCUCUGCGCACCAGUAUUGGUUUGUGGACGGCGUUCCUAUGUGUUGUGUUGGUGGCCACAGAUGCAAGUUCUCUGGUGUGUUACAUCACACGCUUCACGGAGGAAGCCUUCGCUGCACUCAUCUGCAUCAUCUUCAUCUAUGAGGCACUGGAGAAGCUCUUCCACCUGAGUGACAUGUUCCCUAUCAACAUGGACAAUGAUCUGGACAACCUGACCUUCUACAGAUGUCAGUGUUCUCCACCCGUGAAUGCCACACCUGAGCUCACAAACCUAUGGAACCAGAGCAGUUUCAUACCCGACACCAUCAACUGGAGUGAGCUGGAUGUGACUACGUGUAAAAAGCUACAGGGCGUGUUUGUGGGCCCGGCGUGCAGUGACCAUGGCCCCUUCAUACCUGACGUCUUGUUCUGGUCCAUCAUCCUCUUCUUCACCACCUUCUUCCUCUGUGCCUUCCUCAAACAGUUCAGGACCAAACGCUACUUUCCCACCAGGGUUCGCUCUACUAUCAGUGAUUUUGCGGUGUUUCUCACCAUCCUGUUCAUGGUGCUGCUGGAUUACCUGGUGGGGAUUCCUUCACCCAAACUCAAUGUGCCUGACACCUUUGAGCCCACAUCUAAAGGCCGUGGUUGGUGGAUGACCCCAUUGGGUUCAAAUCCUUGGUGGACAAUGUUAGCGGCAGUGAUUCCUGCUCUGCUUUGUACCAUCCUCAUCUUCAUGGAUCAGCAGAUCACUGCUGUCAUCAUCAACCGCAAGGAGCACAAGCUCAAGAAAGGCUGUGGGUAUCACCUGGACCUGCUGGUGGUGGCUGUGAUGUUGGGUGUGUGCUCUCUGAUGGGGUUGCCCUGGUUUGUAGCUGCCACCGUUCUCUCCAUCUCACAUGUGAACUCCCUGAAGGUGGAGUCUCAGUGCUCAGCUCCAGGGGAACAGCCCAAAUUCCUGGGAAUCAGAGAACAGCGAGUCACUGGCUUCAUGAUCUUCAUCCUCAUGGGAUUAUCAGUUUUCAUGACCUCUGUGCUCAAGUUUAUUCCCAUGCCAGUGCUGUAUGGAGUUUUCCUCUACAUGGGCGCGUCGUCCCUUAAAGGCAUCCAGUUUUUUGACCGUAUUAAGCUGUUUGGGAUGCCUGCUAAGCACCAGCCUGAUCUCAUCUACCUGCGCUACGUUCCUCUGUGGAAGGUCCACGUGUUCACCUUUGUACAGCUCACCUGCCUCGUGCUACUGUGGAUCAUCAAAGCCUCAGCUGCUGCCGUGGUGUUCCCCAUGAUGGUCUUGGCUUUGGUGUUUGUGCGGAAGCUUCUAGAUUUCUGCUUUACAAAGCGAGAGCUCAGCUGGCUGGAUGACUUGAUGCCAGAGAGCAAGAAGAAAAAGGAGGAUGACAAGAAGCUCGCUGAAGAGCAGGAGGCAGAGCGAAUGCUGGAAGUUCAGGGAGUGAUUGAUUACGACGACCUGCUCAGCAUCAAAGCCCUAAAAGUCAGCACUGACCCAUCUGUGGUUAACAUUACUGAUGAAAUGGCCAAAACCAGUAUGUGGAAAGCUGUGAACUCCGACUCCUCCAAAGGGCCCAAAUAUAGGGAAAGUGAUAAAAGUCCCAGCAUUAAAAUCACAGUCGACGACUCAGAUGGGGGGACGUUUGUGGACACAGAGACAUCUCUAUGACAACGGCAGAGAGAGAGCAGAGAGAGAUGAGUUUCUCACAACAAAGGCCAAAUGAGAUCAGGAGGAAACCUGCUGCUCUGUUUUAUCGUCACACACACACACACACACACACACACACACACACACACACA
Messenger RNA from Tachysurus fulvidraco (yellow catfish), 3647 nucleotides. It is a transcript of the gene slc4a7, whose product is annotated as solute carrier family 4 member 7. Bases 112 to 3516 code for a protein of 1134 amino acids. Gene Ontology annotation, cellular component: apical plasma membrane; basolateral plasma membrane; plasma membrane. Gene Ontology annotation, biological process: monoatomic anion transport; transmembrane transport; bicarbonate transport. The record is from RefSeq and is a predicted model, not a curated record. NCBI's taxonomy places the organism in Eukaryota, Metazoa, Chordata, Actinopteri, Siluriformes, Bagridae. Gene Ontology annotation, molecular function: solute:inorganic anion antiporter activity; sodium:bicarbonate symporter activity; monoatomic anion transmembrane transporter activity. The transcript has 26 exons.